AUGUUGUUUGGGUGGCACGGCGUAACCCGAACCAACCGGUCCCGCACUGAAGAACAGAAGCAACAAGAACUCGACAAGAUCGCCAAGUAUCGCGACCUCGAAGGCCAGGUCCGGUCGCUGGUCGCCGAUGACAAGUUCACACCCGAGCUCCUCAAACUCACCAACAAGCUGCUCCGACUCAACCCAGAGUACUACACAAUAUGGAACGUCCGCCGCAGAUGUUUGCUAACCUGUGGGUUAUCAUGCAAACCGUCGGUUGGGUCCUUGCCCUCGAAGGCGUCGCAGAGUUCUUCUCAGACCGCCACUACCACAACAUGUUCCGCCGAAUCCUCCUCCUCUUCCUCGAUCACGACCCCGCAAAACCCCGCGUCCCAGACAACUGGGAGGAGUGGUACUACAGCUGACGACACUGUUUCGCCUGGACCUAGUGGUGAUGAUGACCGGCGGGACGAUGGAGCGAGAGAGAAGGCCAGGGAAAAUGACCUCGACAUGCUCAGGUCCGAGCUGGGCUUCACCGUUCCGCUACUGAUGGAGUUCCCCAAGUGUUAUUGGAUCUGGAAAUACAGAUCGUGGCUGCUGCAGCAAGCCAUCGAUCGGCUAGAUCCUGUUGUUGCGAGGCGGAUAUGGGAAGAGGAGCUUGGUCUCGAUACCAAGAUGCUAAGCAAAGACCGCCGGAAUUUCCAUGCCUGGGGCUAUCGACGGAAUGUCGUCAGCCAUCUCGAGAGCGCUGCCCUGAACGGCACGAGCAUGAUUGAGUCCGAGUUCGACUUCACAUCUAAAAUGAUCCGCGUUGAUUUGUCCAACUUCUCCGCGUGGCACAACCGUAGCAAGCUUAUCCCGAGACUUCUGGACGAGCGACAAGCCGAUGCAAGCACGAGAAAGAAGUUCUUUGAUGAUGAAUUGGCUCAGAUCAAGGAGGGCUUGAAUGUAGGGCCCGAAGACCAGUCGCUUUGGUAUUAUCACCAAUUCCUGAUGCUGGAUUUAAUUGAACAUGCUAAGCGACCGACCAUCACGGCUGGUUUCACCGUGGAAGAAAGAGUGAAAUACAUUACAGCAGAUAUCGUGGACAUCAAGGAUCUGCUUGAGGAUUAUGACGACUGUAAAUUGAUCUACGAAGCAUUGAUUGAAUGCACAUUGGCAUUGCCGACUUUGCAGGAACGAAAGCCGUCCGAGGGUGAGCUGCUGGACGUGGAAACCUGGCUUUCCAAGCUGCAAGAGCUGGAUCCCAUGAGGAGAGACAUGUUCAUUGCCUCGAGUCGAACUUCAGACGGCAUCUCCAAUCACUUCAGUGAUCACAAACCACUGCGGAGUGGUUUGCCCGCGCUCGAGUUACUUCAGAAAGCAAGCAAGAAAUGA
Messenger RNA from Diaporthe amygdali, 1356 nucleotides. RefSeq lists its product as uncharacterized. Gene Ontology annotation, cellular component: Rab-protein geranylgeranyltransferase complex; cytoplasm. Gene Ontology annotation, molecular function: Rab geranylgeranyltransferase activity. The coding region runs from base 1 to 1356 and encodes 451 amino acids. Gene Ontology annotation, biological process: protein geranylgeranylation. NCBI's taxonomy places the organism in Eukaryota, Fungi, Ascomycota, Sordariomycetes, Diaporthales, Diaporthaceae. The transcript has 6 exons. The record is from RefSeq and is a predicted model, not a curated record.